Messenger RNA from Armigeres subalbatus, 1481 nucleotides. RefSeq lists its product as uncharacterized. NCBI's taxonomy places the organism in Eukaryota, Metazoa, Arthropoda, Insecta, Diptera, Culicidae. The transcript is spliced from 2 exons. Gene Ontology annotation, molecular function: nucleic acid binding; zinc ion binding. The record is from RefSeq and is a predicted model, not a curated record. The coding region runs from base 685 to 1110 and encodes 141 amino acids.
AAAACCACGAAAAGUAAGACCGCGUGUUCUAGUUAUCACAUCCUCAGAAGUGGGAUCGAAGAUUUUUUGACGCUCACGAUGGCCAUGCGGAUGAACAAGGAGGAGCUCCUUGAGUGGCUGCAGGAGCAUGAAGUCGAUAUUCCAGCAACGGCGACCAUUCGGCACCUACAUGUUUUAUACGACAGCCAUCCGGCUAAUCAGAUCGCAAAUGAUCCAGAGGAAAAGGACGAGGAACAAGAAGAAGGUCCAUCUGGAUCGGAUGGUGACGAGGAGGAGGCAUUAGAUGACGAGAUUCGGAUUCUAAAGAAGAAGAAGAAGCAAAUUGCAGAUUUGCGUCAAGAACUAGCUCGCAACGAGGCGUUUGUUCGACCACCGGAGUUCCAGGAUGUAAUGUGCCUUGUGUCAUUGUUUACCGGUAGUGAUUCGUAUGUUCCCGAGAGAUGGUUGGACGACUUUGAAAGAGCAUGCGAUUCAGUGGGAGGAGAUGCUACUUUCCGGCUGAAGUGUAUUCGUAGGCUAAUGAGACCGGGUACAUAAGCUGAAUGAUUUUUGCGUGUGGACCGUUCUAUCACGUACGCUCAAUUUCGUAACAGUUUUCUUCUAAACUUCGGCCACACAUUCACGGUGACAGAAAUCAUCGACCGGCUCCGGAAAACCACUUUCUCCAGUUGCAAGACAUCGGUGAUGGGCUACAUCCUAAAGAUGCAGGAGACUGCAAUUGACGAAGCUCAAACAGUGCAAAUGAUCGUCGAUGGAUUCCGUGAUCGAUCUGCUGAUAUUUCCGUACUUUACCCAGCUAAGGAUUUGACGGAACUAAAACAACUAGCACGACGGUAUACGCAGCUUCGCGAAAUACGUACCAGUGCGACUCGUGCAACGUCAUCCUCUUCAUAUUCCGGAAGUAUCAAACCGCAGAUCAAGAAAGUUUCCGAUUCCGAAUUACGUUGCUACAACUGUUUCGGCAAAGGACACAUUUCCGCUCGUUGUACGGAGCCUCGCCGGGAGCCAGGCUCAUGUUUCCGUUGUGGUUCCGGCGAACAUGUCAUCAGGAACAAGGAGCAACUGAGUGCUGCUCUCUCCGAAUUGAACUUGUCCGAUCAAUCUGGUUAAACGUUCCGCAGUGCCCAUUGAGCUAAUUCCAGUCGAUGAAAAGUUCUCAGGAUUCCGUAGUAUUGGGAAUUUUCCGUUAUGUACGUAUGCUGUCAUUCCGGCUUAUGUUACGUAUGGGUCUCAUUCUGAGCAGUUAAAGUUCUAUGUUGUUCCUGAUCAUUUUAUGAUCCAUCCCAUUUUACUGGGACGGGCAUUUUUAAAAGCCUUUGGCAUUAUCUUGUUUAAUACACGUUCAAAUAAAUACAAAAUUGAAAUAAAAAAUGAAAACGAAAUACAAAUUUUGGAUAACAAAUUACAUUGUGUAUACGAUAUGUCCCGAAGAUCUUUGAACUUCAUGAGAAGUUGUCCCACCUGUGUGACUCAUCUUUGUA